This is a messenger RNA of Cladocopium goreaui, 3294 nucleotides long. Lineage: Eukaryota; Dinophyceae; Suessiales; Symbiodiniaceae. The record is from the annotation of a GenBank genome assembly.
AUGGGCUUUGGCCCUCGAGGUAUCGUGAGCUGCACUUGGCAGCGGGCUUCUGCUCCUGCCGGACUGCCAGAGUUCCAAAAGGCAACCUCGCACCUCAAGAAGGCAGGCCAGGUCAAGGUUCAGGCAGAGCAGCGUUUGGAGAAGGCCAAAGAGCAGGUGGCUUUGCUUGAAGCCAAGGUGCAAGAAGCAACAGAGGGUUUGCAGGCAGCUGAGGUUGAGGUGGAAGAGAGCUCCAAGGUGUAUUGGAAAUAUGCCUUGGGCUUGCCAAAAGACAGUGACAUGGAGGAGGCUCCCGUUGCAGGAGGGGACGAAAAUCUCAUCCAGGCAAUCUUGGGUGCAAUGGGGGAUCAGCUCCGGCCAGAGCAGCGGCAGAGGUUGUUGGACAUGGCCGGUGUACUGCGGGACCAAAAGAGAAGGAAGAUGGAUGAGGUUCAGGAACCCCCCCCCGCCAAGGUUGAAGAAGGACAGUUGGUGCGAGCACCCUUGCCAGCUAUAGCUUGGGUGGCAAUGGGUGGUGUGGCAUCCUGUUGGAACUGGUCACAUGGGAUGUGCCUUGGAGACCACAUGCUGCUGUUGUUCUCCGCAUCAACAUUGGCCACUUACCGCUCCGCGGUGCUACAAGGAUGUGCCUCUGCUGCCAGGACCUCGGCUUCCUUGGACCUUGGAAGAGGUGUCCGCGUGGCCAUUGAAAUGCAGCCACUGGCCAUGCCUGAAGUUCACAGUGAACGUUUGUGGAAACAUCCUAGCGUAGAAAAGGCUGUCGCAUGGGGUUGCGCUGUGGAACGUAUGGUUAGUGGUAGUGGUAAGGAAGGCUUUGCUUUCAUCAAGGCGGAUGACGCUGUUGAAGCCAGGCCCUUUCAAAACAUGCCUGUUGCUGAAAGGGCCGAGGCUAGACGAACUUACUGGAAAGCCCACUGGGGGGAAGUUGACGGUGCUAGUGAGUGGCCUUGUCUUGACUUGUUGGAGAGUUUGGCGAGGCAACAGGCCCAAGAGCUAAAACCAAUUUCGACGGCUCAGGUCGUUGAAACUUUGAGAUACACUGCCAAUAAAAAGGGCGGCCCGGAUGGUUGCACGUUUCGUUUCUUGAAAUUGCUCCCGCGUGAAGCCUACAGUGGAUUGGUUUACAUUUUGCAUUUAGUUGAAGCUCGUUUGCGUUGGCCGGAACAGUUUUUACUUGUCCAGGUUGCAUGUUUGCCUAAGAACUUGGAGUGUGAAAGACCGAUCUGUUUGACUCACGUGUUGUAUCGGCUUUGGUGUAAAAUGCGUAAGCCUCUGGUUGAUCAUUGGCUCCUGAAUGACAAAGAACUUGCCUUUUGGGAUCAGGCGGUCAAAGGCUCUACUUGUCUUCAAGUGGCGUUGCUUCGGCUUUGCAAAGCUGAAGUUAGCAAAAAGUUAGGUUUGAAACAGGUCAGCUUGUUGUUGGACCUCACUUGUUUUUAUGAUUUGGUUGACCACAAUCUGCUUGCGGAAGAUGCGUUGUCUCUGGGUUUUCCGCCGCUUGUUCUCUUUCUUUGCUUGCAGGUUCACAAAGGACCAAGAAUAUUGCAAGCUCAAGAUGUGGUGAGUGAACCCAUCCAACCGCGUAAAGGAAUUCUGGCUGGUUGUCCGUUUGGUGUGGUUUUUGCUAAAAUCGUGCUUUGGACCUUGAUGUCGCAUGUUCAACGGGUUUGUCGACCACAGGGUUUGACAACGUGGGUUGAUGACAUUGGUGUCGAUUUGCGUGGGUUCAAUUCAUCCCAAGUGGCCAAACACGCUGUGAGUACUUUUCUGGAACUGCGUGACGGCUUGACUUCGCGUGGCCUUGAAAUCAGUGUCAAAAAGUCUGGUUUCCUGGUGGGUGACGCCGCCACUGGGCGUGAACUCAAGCGUGUGCUCAGUGAGUUUCACGGUUGCCCUGAACUCAAAGAUACCAUCAAAGACCUUGGUAUUGAUAAUUCCUUGGCCAGGAAAAGGAGGCUUACUGUGCACCACUCUAGGUUAAAGAAAGGCCGCGAACGGCUCCGUAAGGUGCGACAACUUCCGGCCGGUAAAAGACGCAAGUUUGUGAACAUGUCUGCUGGGUCGGUGGUCUUGUGGGGCCAUAUGGCUCUUGGUAUCCCUCCUCACAAGUUGCGUGCUUGGAGACUUAACGUUGCCAGAACAAACAAGUGGAUUAAAGGGCGAGGGUCGCUGGAAGUUGCCAUGCAAAUUAACGCUAUCCCGCUUGACGACCCGUACUUCCGCGUGCGCCUUGAACAGUUGAAACUGUGGCUUGAGUUGGUGAGGCGUUGUGGUGUCUUAGCUUCUUCAGCCUUGGCCAAAGCGUGGGAGCAAAGCUGGAUGGAAUUGAUUGGCGUGUCCCACCGCUGGAAGAUCGUUAAAGGUCCGCUUGCUGCUAUUCAGGCUGUGCUGAUGGAUGUUGGCUGGACCGCGUGCCAAUUUGAUUCUUGGAUGGAUGACCUUGGCUUUGCUUGGCAUAUUGGCCUCAGUGAUCCUUGCUUACUUGCACGGAUUGAACUUGGGUUUAUUGCUUCUUUGAAAAGACGCCAAUGCUUUCUCAUGUCUCAGCAAUUUUUCGGACAAGGUUUGGAGUCGGGAUUGGACGUUGUGUUGCACAAACGCUUGCUUGACAGCGUGCCGGUUCAGGACGCGCCGUUGUUGCAGACUUGGUGGCAAGGGGCUUUACAACACUCCUUAAACUCGCGGCAGUGUGUUUGUCCGACCUGCGAUGUUGAGUUAACCCUCUUGCAUAUGUUGUUUGAAUGCCCCGGGUGUACCCGGGAAUGCGGGCCUGUGCCUGCAACAUGGUCUGCUUGCUACGGCUUGGUUGAACAAAGUCAUUUCUGGCUGCGUGGUUUGGUGCCGGAUGCGUGGACUCGUGCUCCUGCGGUCACUGAUGAAAACAUCGUGCGCACAGGCUGUUUUGAAAACUCCGCUGGGUUUGACUUUUCGGAUUUAUUUUUUGCGACUGAUGGUAGCGGUGGUCCUUUUAGUAACGAACCUCGGCUCCGGAAGUGUGCUUGGGCUGUUGUUGCUGUUGCGCUUGUUGAUGGCAAUUACGUUUUGGUUGGCAGCAUCGCUGGGUUUGUCUGUGAUGGCCCCAAUCCCAAUACUGUGGCUCGCGCUGAGUUGCGUGCCUUUGUGGAGCUGCUGAGAUCAAUCCCAGAAGGUUGUGAACCGAGGGCGGUGGCCACUGAAGCAAAGGCUGCCUCAUUUGAAACCACUCGCGCAACAGGAGCCAGCGCAGGCUUUGUCGCAGAGUACCGCGGAACCACUGCAGCAACGCCAUGGCGUGGACAGGAUGAAGCAACAUGA